This is a messenger RNA of Oncorhynchus kisutch (coho salmon), 2141 nucleotides long. Its product is annotated as beta-catenin-like protein 1. Gene Ontology annotation, cellular component: spliceosomal complex. The record is from RefSeq and is a predicted model, not a curated record. The transcript has 16 exons. Bases 113 to 1795 code for a protein of 560 amino acids. NCBI's taxonomy places the organism in Eukaryota, Metazoa, Chordata, Actinopteri, Salmoniformes, Salmonidae.
GCUUUACGGUAACAUUUGCUGUUUUAAGUUUGUAGCGGGACAUUGCGAGGCUGACAUAGCCACUAUUCAUUGUUGGUAACUGUAACGUUUGCCCGAAACUUAACAUUUCGUCAUGGACGUAGGCGAGCUACUGAAUUAUCAGCCUGACAGGGGGGCAAAGCGUCUACGGGAUGAUGAUGAUGGUGAUGACCCCAGAAGCAAGAAGGUUGGCAGAGACCUGGCCAGACGCCUGGAGAGAGAUGACGGUGAGGACCCGAGUAGUGACAGGAAGAGGAUACUGGAGAAACUCAUGGAUGAUGAUGAGGACACAGACGACCAAGAGGGUGAACCAGUGGAUGAGAGUUCGGUGAAGAAAAUGAUCCUGACCUUUGAAAAAAGGUCUUACAAAAACCAAGAGCUGAGGAUAAAGUUCCCAGACACCCCGGGGAGGUUCAUGGAAACAGAGCUGGAUCUGAAUGACAUCAUCCAGGAGAUGCAUGUCAUCGCCACCAUGCCUGAUCUCUACCACCUCUUGGUGGAGCUCAAUGCUGUCCAUUCCCUGCUGGGCUUACUCAGCCACGAGAACACAGAUAUUGCCAUUGCAGUGGUUGAUUUGUUACAAGAGCUGACGGACAUCGACACACUUCAUGAAAGUGAGGAGGGCGCGGAAGUACUCAUAGACUCUUUGCUGGAGGGACAGGUUGUGGCCCUUCUGGUGCAGAACAUGGAGAGGCUGGAUGAGCAGGUGAAGGAGGAGGCAGAUGGAGUCUACAACACAUUAGCCAUCAUUGAGAACAUGGCAGAGUUCAGGCCUGGCCUGUGCACAGAAGCAGCUCAGCAAGGCCUCAUGCAGUGGUUGCUAAAGAGAAUAAAGGCAAAGAUUCCAUUCGAUGCUAACAAGCUGUACUGCAGUGAAAUCUUGGCUAUCUUGCUUCAAAACAAUGACAGCACCAGGGAGCUCUUGGGGGAGCUGGAUGGGAUUGACGUUUUACUGCAGCAGCUCUCUGUGUUCAAGCGCCACAACCCAGCCACGGCAGAGGAGCAGGAGAUGAUGGAGAACCUGUUUGAUGCCCUGUGCUCCUGUCUGAUGCUGGCUGCCAACCGGGACCGCUUCCUCAGGGGAGAGGGUCUGCAGCUUAUGAACCUCAUGCUUAGGGAAAAGAAAAUGUCUCGGACCAGCGCUCUGAAGGUCUUAGACCACGGCAUGAUUGGCCCAGAGGGUUCUGAUGACUGCCACAAGUUUGUGGACAUCCUGGGCCUGAGGACCAUCUUCCCCCUGUUCAUGAAGACCCCUAAAAAGAUGAGGAAAGCUGGGACCGUAGACAAAGAACAUGAAGAACACGUGUGUUCCAUCAUUGCUUCCUGCCUGCGGAACUUGAAAGCCCAGCAGAGGACGAGGCUCCUCAGCAAGUUCACAGAGAAUGACUGUGAGAAGGUUGAUAGACUGAUGGAGCUGCAUUUUAAGUACCUAGAAGCUGUUCAGCUGGCUGACAAGAGGAUUGAAGGAGAGAAACAUGACAUGGUUAAACGUGGUGAGAUUCUGGAUGAUGUGAUGGAGGAUGAGUUCUACCUACGGAGGCUGGAUGCUGGGCUGUUUGUCCUCCAGUUGCUCUGUUAUAUCAUGGUGGAGAUCAGCAACUCAGGGAUAUCCCAGCUGCAGCAGAGGGUGCAUCAGAUCCUGAACCUGAGGGGAGGCUCUGUCAAAGUGGUGCGGCACAUCAUGAGAGAGUAUGCUGAAAACAUCGGGGAUGGGAAGAGUGAGGAGUUCAAAGAGAGUGAGCAGAAGAGGAUUAUGGACCUGCUGGAGAACUUCUAACCCUAACCAAUCCCUGGGAGGAGUACCUAACCAGAACAGAGGGUCUCCACACACUCACAGACAGAAGAUACCAGUGUCCAGCAGGUGCAGAGAAGCUGUAUUGACUGCGCUCUCUGUGUGCUGGACUAUAGUGACUCAAAAUAUAAUAACAAAGAUGUGCAAUCUUAAACUGCAACUCUUUCAGACUCACAUGUUUGUGUUUGAUUUGUGUAUUUUGUAAUAAAAUCCCAUCCGGAUAAGAUUGUUUUUGUGAUUUUAAACCCCCAUUUACACCUCAUUUCCAUUCUUCUUUUGUGAUAGAAAUGCUUAAGGAAUAAAAUAAAUUGCUGUCACAUUGUUUUCUGUG